CAAACGACGAAUGGAAGAAGAAGAAAUGAUGUCAGCCGUGGAGCAUCGCUGCUCUUUGGUUCGUGAUCUAAUUCGUACAAUAUAUGUCCCCAAGUGUUAUUGUUUGUGUUGCGCAUAGGUUAAACUGCUACCAUAAAUCGAAUUCUAACGACCGGUGGUGUUUGCUGCCCGAAACGCGCGUCGCGAGUGCGUGAAAAAUGUCGAAACACGAUCGAGUGAAAUCGGGUGGCUUUCUGGAUACGUUGCUCGGCCGACCACACAAGAAGCUUGGUCGGCAUGGAGGAGGGAGUGGCGUGUACGGGAAUGGGCCGAACAGUGCUGGUGGUGGCGGGAAUGUCGGCGGCUAUGGGGGCAGCUACGGUAGCCUUAACGGUGGCCGUCCACUGUCCGGCCCGGACGCGGACCUGGUGUCCCUGAUCGAACCGAACGAAACGCACCGACUCAGCGAAGCGGAAGUCAACCGUCUGUUUCACGAAAUUCUCGAGGACAUGAACAUUCCGAAAGACAAGCGCGAUCCACUGCUGGACAAACCGUUGGAGGAGAAGCGCAAGAUGAUCGACAUGCAUGUGAAAGGUAAAAUAUCGUCGGAACGGGCAAACUCACGGUUCGAAAAGCCUUCGGACUAUGUGCAGUACCUGCACGAAGGUGACUACUCCAACCGGGCGAACAAGCUGCUGGGAUGUCUGGAAAGCCUCCGGGUCGCGCUGACCAGCAACCCGAUCAGCUGGAUCAAGGACUUUGGCGAGGAUGGCAUCAACGAAAUCGUCACACUGUGCCGGUACUGUGCGUCGGUCCCGCGUCGACUGCCCAAGAUCGAGUACGAGUGCUUGCGCGCGCUGAAGGCAAUCCUGAACAAUUCCUGGGGCCUGAACGUUAUUCUAACGCCCGACCAGCACCCGGUCGUACUGCUGCUGGCGCAAUGCAUCGACUCCAGCAACCCUCAGACGAGGUGCGAAGCGAUUAAGCUCCUGUCCGCGCUUACCCUGCUCAAGGAUCGCAACGGGUACGAGAAGGUGCUGCGAGCGAUCACCAACGUGAGCUCGAUGCGAAAGCCCGGCUCGGAACGGUUUCGCCCCAUCGUGGAGGGACUGUUUCUGGACAAUGAUCGCAACUACGAGCUAGCCUGCAGCACGAUGAUCUUCAUCAACUGUAUCAUCAACUCGCCGACCGACAGCAACUUCCGGUUGCAUCUGCGGUGUGAAAUGAUGCGGGCCGGGCUGUACGAACGGAUCGACCAGCUGUCGGAGAUGGUGGAGAAGAGCGGGAACGAGAAUCUGGUGAAUCAUUUCAAGAUUUUCAACUGCUACCGGGAGGACGACUUUGAGGAGUUUAGCAACCGGUUCGACAACGUGCGGCUCGAGCUGGACGACAUGAACGAUUGUUUCGAACUGCUGAAGAACCUCGUCGCGGACACGAGCAGCGAACCGUACUUCCUGUCGAUACUGCAACACCUCCUAUUCAUCCGUGACGACCACCAGUACCGGCCGGCGUACUUUAAGCUGAUCGAAGAGUGCGUGUCGCAGAUCGUGCUGCACAAGAGCGGGUACGAUCCGAACUUUGACAGUCGCGACUUCCACAUCGACACCAGCACGCUGCUGGACGACAUGGCGGAGAAGACGAAGCAGCUGGAAAGCAAAAAGUCGGAAGACUUUGAAAAGCGCAUGACCGAGCUGCAAACGGCCCGCCAGGAGGCGGAAGCCCGCGUAGCCGCACUCGAGGAUCGCCUGAAGGAGAUCGAAGCGACGGGCGUGAUUGUGUCGCCGAAGGGUAAAAGCAAACUACCUCAAAUUAACAUUCCACCGCCACCGCCUGGCCUGCUGCCGGGCGGAGGGGGAUCGGGGGCCCCGCCACCUCCCCCACCCUGCCCGGGAGCGGUGCAGGUGAUGGGGAUCGGGGGUGGGUCAGCAGCGCCACCACCACCACCACCACCACCCUUCCCAGGGGCUGCUGGUCCACCGCCACCACCACCCAUGCCCGGUGUCGGCGGUGGUCCACCGCCUCCGCCUCCUCCGAUGAUGAUGGGUGGGUUCCGGCCACCGGGUAUGCCACCACCCUUCCCGAACGCCGCCCCGAAACCACUCCCGUACGGGCUGAAGCCGAAGAAAAAGUGGGACACAGACGGGCCGAUGAAGCGCGCCAACUGGAACGGGCUCGAUGCGCAAAAGCUGUCGGAGAACUCGUUCUGGGUGAAGGUGCAGGAAGAACAGCUAGCGGACAAUGACAUGUUCGCACGGCUCGCCAUGAAGUUCUCCUCCAAACCGGCCAAACCCGUCGACCGGGAUGCGAGCGAUCGGCCGCAGUCGUCCAAGAAAAAUAUCGAUCUGCGCGUGCUGGACGGCAAAGCGGCCCAGAACCUUUCCAUCCUGUUGGGCGGCUCGCUGAAACACCUUUCCUACGAGCAGAUCCGCACCUGUCUGUUACGCUGCGACACGUCCGUCCUGAGCCCGAGCGUACUGCAGCAACUCAUCCAGUAUCUGCCGCCACCGGAUCAGCUCAAGCGGCUGCAGGAGAUACGUGCCCGCGGUGAAGAUCUGGCCGGUGCGGAACGCUUUGCCGCCACGAUCAGCGAUAUCAAGCGGCUCGGUGCACGGUUGCAGAGUCUCAGCUUCAAGAUCAACCUACCCGACAUGGUGCAGGACGUGAAGCCGGACAUAGUGGCGGGGACGGCCGCCUGCGAGGAGGUAAAGAGGAGCAAAAAGUUUGCCAAGGUGCUCGAGCUCAUCCUGCUGCUCGGCAACUACAUGAACUCGGGCUCGAAGAAGGAUCCGGCGUACGGGUUCGAGAUGAGCUUCCUGCCGAAGCUGUCCAGCACGAAAGACCACGAGAACAAGCAGACGCUGCUGCACUAUCUGGCCGAGGUGAUCGAGACCAAGUUCCCGGAAGCGCUCACCUUCUACGAGGACCUGUCGCACGUAGACAAAGCGUCCCGCGUCAGUCUCGACACGGUUCAGAAAACGAUGCGCCAGAUGACCAGCUCGCUCAAGAACCUCGAGUCCGAUCUGAACAACAACAAGGUGCCGCAGAGCGAAGACGAUCGGUUCCUCGAGGUGAUGGGCCAGUUUGCGGUCGAGUGCCGGACGCAGGUCGAGGUGCUGACGCGCAUGCUCGCCCAGAUGGAGUCGCUCUUUGCAGGCCUGUCCGAGUACUACUGCUUCGAUCCGGCCAAGUACACGAUGGAGGAGUUCUUCACCGACAUCAAAACGUUCAAGGAUGCGUUCGUGCAAGCGCACGCCGACAAUGUGCGGUUACGCGAGGAGGAGGAGAAGAAGCGCCGUGCGCAGGAGGCGAAGGAGCGGUCCCAGCGCGAACUGCUCGAACGGCAGCAGCGUAAGGUGGAGCUGAUCAACAUCGAUGCCACGCAAACGCAGGAAGGUGUGAUGGACAGCUUGCUCGAAGCGUUACAGACCGGAUCGGCGUUCGGGAAUCGGGAGCAACGGCGUAGGCGUGGACCACGGCCGGCCGGUGCGGAACGGCGCGCACAGCUUAAUCGUAGCCGGUCGCGGACGGGCAUAACCGCGAAUGCGUUCUCGAGUCGGGAGAUGCUGUCGGAACUGCUCGGACCGGCGUAACAAGGGAGCGAUAGGGGUGUAUAGGUAGGUGCGUGUUAAGGUUGUUUGUUUGUAUGCGAGCAGGGGGCCAGGAGGCCACGCCCCACGAAUGGCGGGUGAUGGCAUUAUCAAUGAGAUUAAAUUUCAACCAUUCUUUUAGUCACGGAUGGAAACCAUUUUUGUUUUAACGGAAGCGGAAUUUAUCCGACCGGGUGUGACACAAUAUAGAGCAAGGAUCAGUAUUUGUAAUUCUAAACUGUUUUUUUUGUACAUUGGCAAAUGAUAUAUACAGUGCAUGCCUCAAACGGAAAUCCGGACAGUUUGCAAUCGAGAUGAUUUUGAUCGGGAUUAAGCAUGGGAAGAUUCAUGAAAAGAAAGUCCUUUUAUCGCAUAUCAAAUGGAACACCGAAUGCUUACAUUUUCUACUUAAACGACUUGGCGUAAUGUCGCUUAAUUUCUUCCACAAAAAAAUCAUACUCAAGCUUUCGGCCUAUAAACGGAUUUCUUGAUACAGUCACAAAGUCGUUAACGUUAACGGACGUUAACAAUUUGUCCAUAAUUUCUCUUGAGGACGACUUACAACCCCACAGUCAUUAGGGAGAUUCCCCUCUAAAAAUUAAAAAAUCAUUUGAGAACUAUUUUGUAAUUCCGCGCCAAAUAUGUAUGUUUGUUCGGUCCGUGUACAGAUUCGUAAUAAUAGCAACAUGAGCCUUAAAAAAUUGAAUCUUUAUCGACCUAGGGGCCAUGGUGAGAUCGAGAUGCGUAGAUUGUGGGGAUUUAUCAGUUGUGGAUAUCCUUUCGCCAAGAUUCACCGUACUUUACGAAAGGCUUGGUUUCAUAUUGUUAUUAGAAUAAGAUCCCGGUGCUUGCUAUACUUCUUGCUUUGAUGUUGUUCAACUCGAUCCAGCAUCAAAAUAAGCCCUCCUCGGUAACCCCAUAUUCAAGGGAUCAAACAAAUCCAGAUGACCGAUUUCCCGUUUGAGCAACUGCACCAACACACUUCAGGACAUUUCCUGAUGAGAUUAAAUUUGCAAAAAAAAUCUCGUUUUACUUCAAUGCCUCGAUCAUGUGCUCGGAGGAGACCCUCUCACCCCGGACAAAGAAGCCCAAACCGAUAGAGGGAAGUAGAUAGAAUAGAUUCGUUAGUUUCCGACAACCGAGUCCCCCGCUGGCCAACACUUUAGAAAACAAUUACAACGGCCCCGGUUGUGUGUAUUAGUAGGAAAGGACGAGUAAUGUAAAUGCCAAACUUGACUAAGCAAAAUUAAAUCAUAGAAGAAAAAAAACAAAACACACAAAAGACUACAAGAAGCGCCUUAAUGAAAUUUAACAAAAACAGUCGAAGCAAACGUGAUAAAGAAACGAACGCACAUAUACAUACACAAAAACACACACACGCACAAUAUCGCGAUCUGCACAGCAACGACGCACAUUAGCCAGCAUCUAUAUUGGCCUAAGGACGUAGUAGCAUCGUGAUUAUUAUAGUGGAAAAAUACAUUAAGAUAAGAGAGAGAGAGAGAGAGAGUGAGACAGUGGAAAGUGUACAAUAUUAAAAUGUCGCAGUUUGGAAGUGGAUAAGGCUUGAGCCAUACGAACGCUUUCGAAUUUGGAUAGCAGUUUGUACAAGCAACGGCAAACACUGUACCUAAUGAUAUGAGAACUCUAAAAAGACACCAAGGCCAGCAGAGAACAAAUCAAACGGACCAGUAGGAUUUAUGAAAUCACUUACUCCGUUUUACAGCUGGGUCGCGCGUUAACGACUUUGCAACGAAACGUUUUGCUUUGCUAGCUUUUCUUUUACAAAACCGCGUAGGCAAAGUGAAACGAAUGCCAAUCCUAAAACAAAAAUGUUAUUACAAAACCGCAGACUGGACAUUACAUAGACGAAGUGUGAAAAGCAUCAGGAAAGGUCCUUUUUUUUAAAUGCAACGGGUGUUAAAUACUUUGCUAUUCUAUUUUUUGAUGAGAGAACCUACAUACACACAAACACAUAUAUAGGGUUAGAGAUUUGUUGCCUAUACAAUUACAACCUAUUUUGCUCUUGUUUAGCCGGAUAAGCAAUCAAACCUGUACAGAGAGUCCUUUUGUUAAGAAAAUAAUAAAAAACCUCAGCUUUCUUUAGGGAAAA
This is a messenger RNA of Anopheles stephensi (Asian malaria mosquito), 5676 nucleotides long. RefSeq names its product protein diaphanous (gene dia). The transcript has 2 exons. Gene Ontology annotation, biological process: actin cytoskeleton organization; actin filament polymerization. Gene Ontology annotation, cellular component: actin filament; cytoplasm. Bases 198 to 3569 code for a protein of 1123 amino acids. Gene Ontology annotation, molecular function: actin binding; small GTPase binding; microtubule binding. The record is from RefSeq and is a predicted model, not a curated record. NCBI's taxonomy places the organism in Eukaryota, Metazoa, Arthropoda, Insecta, Diptera, Culicidae.